Folsomia candida is the source of this 2549-nucleotide messenger RNA. RefSeq lists its product as uncharacterized. The transcript has 6 exons. The record is from RefSeq and is a predicted model, not a curated record. Bases 100 to 927 code for a protein of 275 amino acids. Lineage: Eukaryota; Metazoa; Arthropoda; Collembola; Entomobryomorpha; Isotomidae.
UAUGUUUUCGCAGCUGAUGUUUACUUGGUUGGUUUAUUUUUUACACUGUUUUCUUCUCCAGCUGGGCAAUUUCCAUACACUUUAUACCAGAAAUUUAAGAUGGAAUAUAAUAAUGUCAGUAGAAUUAGAAGGCGGGUUUGGUUGUCGGAGUCGUCGUCGUCUGCAGCCUCGUCGGCGUCCUGCGAAAUUGAUCAACCACCUUCUAAAAUUAUAAAAGUGGAAUUGGUUGACCCAAUUCAAAUAAAAUUAUCGCACUAUCUCGACCAAGUGUCGGGUGCCGGGAGAUCCGGGGAAUUUGUCAUGCAAACUGAACCAUGUCAUGAACCGGCGACUGGACUCAGAGUUAUCGAGACUGGAAAACUGAUCAAAUUUCCGCUACAAGAGGAUGAAGUGAUGGUGGAGGAAUUAGCAGCCGCGCAAUUUGAGAUAAUGAACACUAAGGAAUGGUCUAGAUUCGAGGCAUCGCUGGUAUCCCCGAUCCCUCGGGAAUUUGGUUUUGCGAACCGCCGAGGCAGGAUAUCGAUUUCUUUACAAAAAGCCAUUUUCCAGAAAGCCGGCACCAAAUUUCCCACCAACCUGCACGAUUUGCUUGUUACACGCCCUCACGAAGUUGGUGACGAAUCUUUACCGCCCAAAAAGCGAGUCCCCUUUGGUCAUCUCAUCGUCCAACUCCCAUCUCACUACACCGGAGGCAACCUCCGCUUCCGGCAUGAGGGAAGGGAGGAAGAAUUCGACAUGUCGGCCGACAUGACGACACAAGCCGGAUGGACGCCGACAUACCUCGCCUACUAUCCGCACCUUGACCAGAAUCAUGACGAAAUCUUGUCGGGGUGCGAGAUCCUGUUUAAUCUACAAUUUGGAAAUGGAAUUGGACGACUCUUACUCUCAAAUCCCAACGGCCCCCACGGUCAAAAAUAUAGUUCCUAGUUUUUCCCAAAUAAUUCAAGAAUGGAAGGGCAGCGACAAAUCGGCCAAAGUUUUACCAGUGCCCCACACCAAUAAGGCGGUCGACCUUGACAUCAUGUCCAGAUUUCUCGGCCCCACCCUUCGGGACAAUGGGGUUACCUUGUUUCACGGGAGGAACAAAUCGUCCCCCAGAAAUUCAAGGAGCGAUGAUUCGAGCAAAUUGAUUAAAUUAAGAUUAUUCGCAAGCGUGGAUCCCCCAGUGGAGGAAGGGUUUGCCAAUUUUUUGCAAAAUGAACAAAACCACGUAAUAGAGAGCAAUGCUGGGCUUGAAUUCGACCUGACACGAGAUAACCUUCACAAACCUUUGGGUUAUCAGGGGGACACGUUCCUUUCCUUCGUGGGUGAGGACAUUUUCGAGCAUCCGGGCUGGUCCAAGUCCAAAGCAUUUUGGAGAUUUAGGAGUUACCUGUUUCUCACCAAGUACAAAAAAUGUGGGAAAAAAUGACGCCCAACUUUUGCACGCUGCUAACGCUCUCGUAUCCCAGGAAAUCCUAGUAGUGGAGGAAUAUGAAGUAGAUUUAUUUCGUAAGAUGGACCACUUCGAAAAUCUCCUGCACAAAUUUCUCCAACUCGAAGACACUCUCCUUUUGGAAAAACUGCUCAAAGUUUGUAAAGAAAAGUCCGAUUUUACGGCACUGUUCCCCGUUCUGGUGAAAUCCGGGGUUUCCUGGACAAUUUUGAAGCCCGCUUGGCAAGACUACUUCAACAUGGCAGGAAUCGAAAAUGGGACCGAAUUCCUGCAGAAAGUUCACAACUUUUCCUUUUAUAUUCUAGAUGUUGACUGUUCGCGAGACCAAGAUCGACAAGAAUUAAACGUUGCCACGUUUACCGGAAUGGUUGAAAAGUUCAAAGUGUUACAAGACGGGGAGACAUUUUCCGACAUCUAUGAGGAAAUGAGUGUGUUGGGGAAUAUCUUUAUAAUUGCGGAGGUUCUGGGGUACAAUCUGUUUAAAUUUAAUAAAUCAUUAUCGGGUAUUUUCAUCAAGCAAGUUUUCUGUUCGAGUAACAUGCAUCCAAACAAGGUGGGUGUGGUUUGGGUCCGACUCGUGACGGAUCUCUACAGCUGCACAAAUUUAUUGGAAAACUGGGAAGAAGAUGCGGAGGAGUACGAGGAUCUCGACGAGUGUGCCUUUUUUGUCAGGUAUUUCGAAGUUGUGGAGCGAGUGGGGGCAGACAUCAAGGGGAUUUUAGGGGAUGCCAAGAAAUACGGCGAUUUGGUGAAGGCCCUCUCACGCUAUGCAAAUUUUCACGAAGACGAGUCGGACUCUGAUGAUGGAGAAGAUGUGCAAGAAGAAGUCGGAGCCCUGCCAAAAUUUUGGGUUCCCUUUGUGACCCUGUUGCAGGCAAGGAUUGAAGCUCUUCUUCCUCCCGAGUCGGACAAAAUCACUCGAAAUGAUAAUAAUUCUGAUCUUCCAUACGAGCCGAUGGAAUUACUGAAAGUAAUCCGAAAAUUGCUGGCGAGUGUGAAGAGAGAAAAUGCUAAAUGAACAAAAAAUCAAGAACAUCAUUUUCACAUGUUUUCUCAUUUUUAUGUAUACGGUAAAUAAAGUUUGGUAAUUUCCGUUUGUUUGAAAAUUGCAAAA